Molecule: messenger RNA, 2519 nt
Organism: Juglans microcarpa x Juglans regia
Lineage: Eukaryota; Viridiplantae; Streptophyta; Magnoliopsida; Fagales; Juglandaceae
Product: glutamate--tRNA ligase, cytoplasmic
Exons: 7
Coding region: 310-2457 (715 amino acids)
Biological process (GO): translation; glutamyl-tRNA aminoacylation
Cellular component (GO): cytosol; cytoplasm; methionyl glutamyl tRNA synthetase complex
Molecular function (GO): glutamate-tRNA ligase activity; ATP binding
Source: RefSeq, a predicted model, not a curated record
CGAGUAAACAAGAAAAGAGGUAAAGAAAACCCUAAGUCCCUUGCUUGCCGGCGUUGCCGCUACCCCCUGCUCCCAUCGCAGCGUCCACCACAGUCGCAGCGUCGCCCUUGCAAGACCCAGACGCCACUGCCACCGUCAUUUAACAAGAGCACCACCGUAGACCGGACCAUUGUCCACAUCCACGACUCCAGAAGGUAAAUUCUUGCUCUGCAGUUCUACUUUUGCGACUCUGCAGCUCUGGAAGACUACCGUCAAGAGCUAAGGCACUAUUCAUCCAAACACGAUAAGAUUCCUGAUUAGCUGUUGAAAAUGGAGAUUAAGGUUUUGUCGUUCCCAGCUGAUAGCCCUCCACUAUCGGUAAUAGUGGCCGCCAAGCUUUCCGGCUUUGCUCUUCCAACGGACACGUCCCUCCCUCCUGACUCUGCUCCCACCCUUGUCUUCUCAGAUGGGACGACAUUGCAUGGAACAUAUGUGCUUCUUCGUUAUAUUGGUCGGGUUGCUGCCCUUCCCAAUUUCUAUGGGCAGAACGCAUAUGAAUCUGGCCAGAUUGAUCAAUGGCUUGAAUAUGCUCCCGUCUUUUCAUUGGGUUCUGCAUUUGAGAAUGCAUGCAAAUAUGUGGAUGAGUUCUUGCAGAGUCGUACCGUUUUGGUCGGUAACUAUUUGUCAAUUGCAGACAUAGCAAUUUGGUCAGGUCUUGCAGGAACUGGGCAGAGAUGGGAAAGUUUGAGGAAGUCAAAGAAGUACCAAAAUCUUGUGCGAUGGUUCAAUUCUAUAUUCUUGGAAUAUAGUGAUGCCUUGAAUGAAGUCACAGCAAUAUAUAUUGGCAAAAAAAAGCUGGUUGCAGCCAAAUCAAAAGAGCAACAGGGUGAGAAUAACCAAUCUAAAAGCUCCUUUGAAGUAGAUCUUCCAGAUGCUGAGUUUGGGAAGGUGCGACUGCGAUUCGCACCCGAACCUAGUGGUUAUCUUCACAUUGGGCACUCCAAAGCAGCUCUGUUGAACCGGUAUUUUGCUCAGCGGUACCAAGGUCAACUUAUCGUACGCUUUGAUGACACAAAUCCUGCCAAAGAGAGCAAUGAAUUUGUUGAAAAUAUUUUGAAGGAUAUUCAGACUUUAGGUAUUGAGCAUGAUGCUGUUACAUACACCUCAGAUUACUUCCCCCAGUUGAUGGAGAUGGCUGAGAAUUUGAUUCGCCAGGGUAAAGCAUAUGUUGAUGAUACACCACGUGAGCAAUUGCAGAAAGAAAGAAUGGAUGGCAUUGAAUCAAGAUGUAGAAACAACAGCUUGGGGGAGAAUAUGAAAUUAUGGAAGGAAAUGAUUGCUGGAUCUGAAAGGGGUUUACAGUGCUGUCUCCGUGGGAAGCUGGAUAUGCAAGACCCAAACAAAUCAGUUCGUGACCCAGUCUAUUACCGUUGCAAUCCAGUUCCCCACCAUAGGAUUGGUUCCAAUUAUAAGAUAUACCCAACCUACGAUUUUGCGUGUCCGUUUGUUGAUGCAAUAGAAGGUAUAACACAUGCUUUAAGAUCUAGUGAGUACCAUGAUCGUAAUGCUCAGUAUCAACGAAUUCAAGAGGAUAUGGGAGUAAGAAAGGUUCACAUUUAUGAAUUUAGCCGGCUGAAUAUGGUGUAUACGCUUCUCAGUAAGCGUAAGCUUUUGUGGUUUGUCGAAAAUGGAAAGGUUGAUGGAUGGGAUGAUGCUCGUUUUCCUACUGUUCAGGGAAUUGUUCGUAGGGGUUUAAAAGUUGAAGCAUUGAUACAAUUUAUUCUUGAACAGGGAGCAUCAAAAAAUCUCAAUCUGAUGGAAUGGGAUAAACUCUGGACCAUUAAUAAGAAGAUCAUCGAUCCUGUGUGCCCCAGACAUACUGCUGUCAUUGAAGAACGGCGUGUUCUCUUGAUCCUGUUAGAUGGCCCUGAGGAACCAUUUGCUCGCAUUAUACCUAGGCAUAAGAAAUAUGAAGGUGCUGGGGAGAAGUGUACAACAUACUCGAAGAGGAUAUUGAUCGACCAUGCUGAUGCUGAAUCCAUCUCAGUAGAUGAGGAGAUAACAUUAAUGGAUUGGGGAAAUGCCAUAGUGAAGGGAAUAGAGAAGGACCAAGAUGGAAACAUCACCCGGUUGACAGGAGUUUUGCAUCUGGAAGGAUCUGUAAAGACCACGAAGUUGAAGCUUACUUGGCUACCUGAAACAAGUGAACUAGUUAACCUCACACUGGUGGAGUUUGACUAUUUAAUUACAAAGAAGAAGCUUGAAGAAGGAGAGGAUUUCCUUGAUGUGGUCAACCCAUGCACGAAAAGGGAAACUGCAGCUUUAGGAGAUUCCAACCUGCGGAAUUUGCAUCGGGGAGAGGUAUUGCAGCUGGAGCGGAAAGGAUAUUUCAGAUGUGAUGUUCCCUUUAUUAGGCCUUCAAAGCCUAUAGUUUUGUUUGCGAUUCCUGAUGGCAGGCAGCAAACUGGUUUGAAGUAAACCACAUAAAUCUGAAUUGUUCAGCUUUCUGGGAUUUAUCAACAUUAACAUCACUGUUUGAA